AGUACAGCAGGGGGCGCUGUGCACGUGAGUCCGCUUUACAUCCGCGCGCAUUAACAAACGAAGAAGAAGCAGCAGAAAAGGCGCGCUUACUGUCGGUUUGGAUCCCACGAACAAACUGAAAGGAAGCAUUGUCCCCACGAUGGCUCAGGUUGACAAGUUCCAGGACUUGGAGGAGACAGGGAAUGCUCUGGUGUCGUUCAUCAACAGCAGCAGGCCUGAGAAACUGAUGAAGGUGAGGGGCGAAACACAGGCUCUGUUCGAGAAACACAUGGAGACCAAGAAGCUGGUGACGCAGAUUUUAAAAGAUGUGGCUCAGGUGGAGGAGGCUGCUGGUCAGAGGCUAAUGGACAUGGAGGCGGAGAAGAACCAGAUGGAGGAGGAGCUCCAGAGCCUGGAGGAUCAGCUGAGGCGGUGCAGCGCCAAGAGCCAGAUAACCGACUCAGAACUGGAAUUUCUGCAGAAGGAGUUAGAGAGUCUGAAAAACAACGAACACGAGCUGGAGGCUCUUCGGAGUGAGGUGGACGAAGACACGGAAGAGGUCAUCCCUUCAGCUGUAUAUGUGUCUCAGGUGUACUACCUGAUAACGAAGAUCAAGUGGGAGUACGACACGCCACCCAACAUCUUAAAAGGAGUUCACUACGGAGCCGACAUGGCAUCUCCGAUCAACAUUGACACGUCUAACAUAUCACCGAGCGACGUGAGCGACCAACUGUGGAGCUUCGUCAGCACCGAGUGGUAGUUGCAGGCGUUGUGAAGAACUGCGUGUACUUUAUUUGUGUUGUCUGUCUGUUAUAUUCUAUACUACGUUUACACUGUUUCUGAAAAUUAAAUAUCUCACAACUUUCAAA
Molecule: messenger RNA, 848 nt
Organism: Eleginops maclovinus (Patagonian blennie)
Lineage: Eukaryota; Metazoa; Chordata; Actinopteri; Perciformes; Eleginopidae
Gene: spc24
Product: SPC24 component of NDC80 kinetochore complex
Exons: 6
Coding region: 140-739 (199 amino acids)
Biological process (GO): chromosome segregation
Cellular component (GO): Ndc80 complex
Molecular function (GO): microtubule binding
Source: RefSeq, a predicted model, not a curated record